GUCUUUGGGUUCUGUCGCGACCCUUGAGGAUAAAUCAGACGAGCCAGGUGAUUCUCAGUUCGGCGCCCAUCACCAGAAACCAUGCAGAUCCUCAGACCACAGGACUCCGGAUUCAGAUGCGAGGAACCGAGUGUGCAUACACGCCCGAGAGUGCAAAGCGGAGACCGGGUCCGGCUGCACGUCUGAUGCUGUCAUGAGCCCAUUUGCAGAUGGAAAGCCGUGCGUAAAAGCAGAACCAAGAGUCCAAAAGACGCGCGUCAUGACCAUAAAGUAGCUCGUCACACAAUUUUCGGAUUUCUGUCUGCAUUUCUCUGAUUUUGCAUUUGUUCAGCGGUUUCAAUUAAACAAACAGUUUUUUAGGGAGAUAAUUCGUGGAGAGCUCAACGCAGCCGCUGCGCGUACCGGAGUUUGCGCGCACGCGUCUCGCUAAAAACUCACGCGAACAGUCAAGCGCAAGGAUUUAUCUAAAAUCUGACAUCCACAACUGAAAGAUGGAUAACGUGCCAUAUUUUCUGUCAGUCUAUGUACUCAUUUUCUCCCUCGGAUUUAGGAUAGAAGAAGGGGUGUGCCAACAUUUCUUCCACCUCCGUCCCAUUCCCAGCGAUAAUCUCCCUUUAGAGGUACUCAAGGAGCACCCGGACCCCACAUUGGACCCUAAAGAGAACGAUCUGAACGAAACCGAACUCAGAGCCAUACUGGGCAGUCACUUCGACCAGAACUUUAUGUCUAUAACUCCACCCGAGGACAAAUACGCAGGACUCGACGACCUGAACGAAUCGGAACUCACGAAGCUGCGUCCCACCGGCACCAUGCCCAAAGACAUCAAAGCGAUGGAGUUCGAGAUCCAGCAUGGUAAAAAACACAAGCCCAGUAAGAAACUUAGAAGAAGGCUUCAGCUUUGGCUGUGGAACUAUACUUUCUGUCCGGUGGUGCAUACAUGGCAGGACUUGGGGGGCAGAUUCUGGCCCCGCUAUGUGAAGGUGGGCAGCUGCUACAGUAAAAGGUCUUGUUCGUUUCCAGAAGGGAUGGUUUGCAAACCUGCCAAAUCUACCCAUUUUACAAUUUUGAGAUGGAGGUGCCAGCACAGAAAGGGUGGACUUAAAUGCGCUUGGAUACCAAUUCAGUACCCCGUUAUUUCAGAGUGCAAAUGCUCCUGCCCGAACUGAAAUAAGCUACAGGCUCAUUUUCACAUGCACUGUCAAAUGUGGGAAUGUAUUAUGUAUAUGUUGUGCCAUUUUAGGUGACACUUUACAUUGGUGUUCAUGUUACUGUUUCAAUUACAUAAGUUAAGUAUGGACUUAUGUAAUUAUUUUGUGGAGCUGCUUGUCAACAUAUGGUUAUUUGUCUUUACUAUAGUAAUAAGUACAGUAACAUGCGUGACAUGGACACAGUAAUGUAAAGUGAUUCAUUUGUAAAGAAAAAAAGGUCAGUAUUUGCCUACAAUAAUUACUAUUGUCUACUGUAAUUGCUAAGCAUCAUGUUGUUCUAAUGUAACUCUAUACAUAUUUAUGUCAAAGAACAUUUCGCGUUGCGGAAAAUCAAAGUGCUAUUGAAGGAAUUCCAAGCCUUUUCCAUUAUUCGGAAAAAAAACUUUAUCUUUAUACACCUCAGACUGAAGAAUAUAGAUUACAGUCUCGGUGUGCUGUAAAUAUAAGGGGAAUGGAAAAUAACUGCUCAUGUAAAUUAAAUAAAGAAACGUCUAUUUAUUCUUUGUUCAAUAUGUAGUCCAAAUGCAUU
Triplophysa dalaica is the source of this 1737-nucleotide messenger RNA. It is a transcript of the gene nog3, whose product is annotated as noggin 3. The record is from RefSeq and is a predicted model, not a curated record. The transcript has a single exon. Gene Ontology annotation, biological process: negative regulation of BMP signaling pathway; dorsal/ventral pattern formation; negative regulation of cell differentiation. Lineage: Eukaryota; Metazoa; Chordata; Actinopteri; Cypriniformes; Nemacheilidae. The coding region runs from base 492 to 1166 and encodes 224 amino acids.